CAAGGGCGGAGUCAGUUUUGACAGGGUCUGAGGGUAGACAGACAGGAGGCUGGGAGAAUACAGCAGGCCAGGCAGCAUCUGGAGGAAAGGAGGAGUCAGCGUUUCGGGUAUAAACCCUUCUUCAGCAGUCAACGAAACGCUGACUGCUCCUUUCGUCCAGAAGCUGCCUGGCCUGCUGUGUUCUCCCAGCCUCCUGCUUGUCUAGCCUUGGAUUCCGGCAUCUGCAGUUUUUUUGACGGGAGACUAUAACAUCAGUGAAGGCGGGGUCAGUGGGGACUGGGGCGGAGUUAAUAUUUUGACAGAGACUGUAUCAUUAGUGAAGGCGUGGGGCUUAGAGUGGCAGCAGCAGCGGUGUGUGGAGUGAGUGGGGUCUGGGCCGCCGGAGAAAGGGGCGGGGUCAGUACAUCGAGUGCUUUCUGCAGGAGGGUUGUGUCCGGAAUUUCAGGCAGGCAUCGCCGCGGGCACCUGUUGUUUUUGCUAGGACCCCCUUCCCUCCUACACAAGAUGGCGGCGCCCAGUGGAGAUCCAGCGGUGGCGCCGUUUGGAGCGUGGCUCAGUCAACGGCUGGAGGAGCUGGAAAUUGAUGAGGAUGUUUAUGGUUCGUACAUCAACGGAAUUUUGCGGGAGGAAGAAAACGAAGAAGAGAAGUCUGAAGCUCUUCAAGCUAUAUUAUCCGCAUUUCUGGAUGAAGAUUCUUUGGCAGCCAUUUGCAAAGACAUAAUUCAGAAGUGGUCUGAGACCACAAACAGUAUCACACAAGAAAAAAAUGUUGAAGAUGAAGUACAUGCCAUUGCAAGUAUGAUUGAGAAACAGGCUCAGAUUGUUGUGAAACAAAAAGAUGCUUCAGAAGAGGAGAAAUCUAGGAAAGCUGCAGUUCUUGCACAGUAUGCAAAUAUAACUGACGAGGAAGAUGAAGAUGAAGAAGCCCAUGGAACAAGUGGAUCAUUUAACUUUGAAGACAAAUCUCUUUUCAAAAACACAAAUGUUGAAGCUGUUCUUGUUGCGAAAAAAGCAGAAAGAGAGAAGGCUCGGGGAGAUGCACAAAAGAAAAAGGAACAAGAUAAACUACAGCGAGAGAAAGAUAAGCUUGCUAAACAAGAAAGAAAAGAAAAGGAGAAGAAGAGAACACAAAAAGGAGAACGAAAGCGAUAGAUUAUUUGAAAAACAUUAGACUGGAGUGUGCAGUUGUUCAGAACUACAAGUUUACAUCCACAGGUAAUAUGAACUGUGAAACACCAAUGACUUUUUGGCAGAGUGGGGGUGUAGAAAAUCUUUCUUCAUAAAAUGCCGAACUUUUGUGAAGUAUUGUGUCAAAAUUGAAACUUCAAGAUAGGUUACUUGUGUAUCAUGAACUGUUUAAUUAGGUAUUUCAAAUUUGUAAUGUGUUUCAGUUGUUAUCUAACACAAAUAAAAAUAACCUACACAGAAGAAAUUAAUUGAAACACACUACAGCAGAACCCCUUCAGUGAAGGAAGACGUUUAUUGGUUUGAAAUGUACCUAAAAAUUAAAAACACAACUUUCUGGAGAUCUAGUAUUGACUUUCUUUUCUCAAGAUAUUUUUAUAGCUGGCUUCUAGAUAGUUUUAACAAUUCUUGACUGAAAUUAGAACAUCACUUCCAUGGUGGCAAUACCUGUGAGAGAGAAAGAGUUAAGGUUUCAGGUCUGUCACAGAUAACGCUGUUCCUCUCUCCACAGAUGCUGUCACACAAGCUGAAUAUUAACUAUCUGUUUUGUUUUCAGAUUUCCAGCAUCAAUAACAUUUUGCUUUUGUAUCACUUUUACUUUUUGUCUUUUAGAAAUGAUGUACUUUCUAGCACUGAAACAGAAAACAUCUACUGAACUUAUUUGAACUAUCAUUUGCUUUUUGGAAAAUAAAGUAUUUUUCAUUUGUAA
Rhincodon typus (whale shark) is the source of this 1894-nucleotide messenger RNA. RefSeq names its product coiled-coil domain containing 43 (gene ccdc43). Lineage: Eukaryota; Metazoa; Chordata; Chondrichthyes; Orectolobiformes; Rhincodontidae. Bases 505 to 1152 code for a protein of 215 amino acids. The transcript has 5 exons. The record is from RefSeq and is a predicted model, not a curated record.